CUGCGACCUUCAACGAUCACAACGAUCAAGCAUUCACACUUGAUGUACCCUUCUUUGGCGUUACUAAUAUUCUCUCGCGUUCACACCAUGACAUUCUAGGUUUGGUCCCUCAUUCCGACAUGGCUUCUGAGUUCAUCGGCUACACGAUUCUGGUCACGCUCCACAGCCCACCCAAUGCUCAGCUGCAGGGCGUGGUUGCCGAUGUCGUGAACCAGAAACUCCUUCUACAGAAUGUCCUGUUGCUCUGGAAUGGCCAACGACUCUCAUCAUAUGCAAUCGAAUCCUCCGCAAUCGCCGACCUCGAGGUAGCACCCACCCAGCAAACCGCUGUGGAAGAGGAGGAAUUAUCUACACCUGUCGUCGAUGCCAAAUCUUCGCAAGCUGCGUCUUUUCAGACGAUUCCACAAAGCCAGCAAAAUGCCGCUUACAUCGAUCCCGCCAUCAUUAGUUACACGAAACCCCCAAGCAAAGGUCCAAGACGGCCUUCAAUCCAACAAGGGCCAAUCUCUCCUAUUAUGAUCGCUGAUGGCGUGGUCAGCAGCCAGUCUACGCAACUGCCUCGCACUGGACCAAUACGUGGAAGUUCCGUAUCUAGCAUCGCUACGGCUGUCCCUAAGAAGGCGCAGAAGAAUACGCCCGCGACUGCGACGCUCACUGAACCCUUCGAUGCAUUACGGCUGGGAAAUAACGUCGCUGAUGGCAAGCCUAUAAGGACAGCGAACAGUGCCAUACAGAAGCAGCAGCCGAUAUCUCAAACAGGGCCAGGGAUUAUUGAUAUGAUGGACGUGAACCUUGGCCCGUUGAAGAAUCAGAAGAAAGCUGGAAAAGGUAAGGGAUGGCGCCAGACACCACUGAUCGAGGAAGUUCCAAAACAAACCAAGAAAAAGGUCCAACGAGGACGGAAGACAGCUGAAGAAUUGAAUGGAUGGGCCACGGAAGAUGCGACCGACAUACAAGAUCUGGGCGAUUUCGACUUCGAAAGCAACCUUUCCAAAUUUGAUAAAAGACAAGUUUUCGACGACAUCCGACAGGCCGAUACCACUGCCGAGGCUGAUCGGCUAGUCAGUUUCAACCGCAAAGCACGGCCCGGGACGAAUGGCGGGCGAAAUCUCCACUGGACUGAAAACGUUCUCGAGACGCCCAAUGUCAAAGCUAACGACCGAUGGCAAAGCGAGGCUGGAGAGACCGAGAACGACAUGAUUGAAGAGCACUACAGCAGUGGUAAAGGAUCCAAGAGAGCCGGCUCUAGACGUCCCAUGCAAGCGAGGAAAGGGAGUGUUAUCCCAGGACACAUCGACCGUGCCGAGUCGCCGCGGCCUCUGACGCGGAUGCAGACGUCGUCACCCAUGAACGGUUCUUUGUCGGGCAUUCGAGCUUCCUUCAAACUAUUGAACAAUAAGCCAUGCCAUUGCCUCUCGCCUCUACAGAUGCUGGAGAUUGAGCAACUAUGCACGUCCGAGCUGGGCCUCACCGAAGACAUGCUUUCGGAAAACGCUGGUCGGAGCAUAGCCAUGGCUGUUUUGAACAUUCCGAAUGUGAGGAAUGUGGUCUUCCUGGUUGGAAAUCACAAGUCCGGUGCUAGAGCCAUCGCAGCAGCCAGGCAUUUGCGCAAUCGGAGGUUACGGGUGACGAUAGUCGUCCUUGGUGGCGAGCGCGAAGAGGUCCUGCUGGAAGUGAUGCGCAAACAAAUCAAUAUCUACAAAAAGGGCCAGGGCUACGUGGACCGAUGGGACGAGUACCAGGCCAAAACAUCUCAAGGAGGAAUUGCUCCAGACGUGGUGGUUGAUGCCCUGCUCGGCGUGCAUGUUACUUUUGAGGAAUUACGAACAGACGAUCAAGCGACGGCCCUGGAAAUGAUCCGGUGGGCGAACCGAAGUUCGACGGUCAUUUCGAUCGAUGUUCCGAGUGGACUGUCCGCCACGUCAGGAUUGGUGACCGAGGUUGACGGACAGCUCCUAGUCAUGGCCAGCAAAUUCGUCGUCAGUCUGGGAGCGCCGAAAAGUGGUUUACUGCAUGCCAUGGCUAUGGAUGGUGUCCAAGUGACCUGGCAAGUCUUGGUCGCCGAUAUUGGGAUUGCUGCAGCAGCUUGGCAGAAACAUGGAUCCAGAAGGAAACAUGGAGUGGACUUUGGCACGGAAUGGGUCGUUCCGGUCAAGUUCGCGAUGGGGCCUCAGACGGGUUGACAUUCGGAAAGAUAAUGGGAAAGAGGUGAAAAGUUCAUCCAUCAUUCUUGCUGCGUUCAAGCGCGAUCAAGGAGAGCAUCUUCAGAGCACUCCCUUUUCUUAUUCCAAAGGAGAAGAGCCACCAGUCGAGGGUGAAGUGGAACACCCCAGACGCCCACGCGCAUGGUGCUGGCGGAAGAGCUUGCAUUAGCUUAGUCGGAC
This is a messenger RNA of Exophiala xenobiotica, 2384 nucleotides long. Its product is annotated as YjeF family domain-containing protein. The transcript is spliced from 2 exons. Gene Ontology annotation, biological process: P-body assembly; deadenylation-independent decapping of nuclear-transcribed mRNA. The record is from RefSeq and is a predicted model, not a curated record. Bases 120 to 2183 code for a protein of 687 amino acids. Gene Ontology annotation, cellular component: P-body. NCBI's taxonomy places the organism in Eukaryota, Fungi, Ascomycota, Eurotiomycetes, Chaetothyriales, Herpotrichiellaceae. Gene Ontology annotation, molecular function: mRNA binding.